This is a messenger RNA of Ascochyta rabiei, 4353 nucleotides long. RefSeq lists its product as uncharacterized. Gene Ontology annotation, cellular component: nucleus; U2 snRNP. The transcript has 3 exons. Lineage: Eukaryota; Fungi; Ascomycota; Dothideomycetes; Pleosporales; Didymellaceae. The record is from RefSeq and is a predicted model, not a curated record. Gene Ontology annotation, molecular function: protein binding; U2 snRNA binding. Gene Ontology annotation, biological process: mRNA splicing, via spliceosome. The coding region runs from base 1 to 4353 and encodes 1450 amino acids.
AUGAACCACCAAGUCCAGGGUUUGGUGCUUGUUGACAAUGAGUGGGUGUCAAGACCGCUCGACGUCUACCAAAUCAUGGCACGAGCGCAGCAAGAUGACACCGAGAUGCUCGAGCCUGCCGUCAAGCCGGCCAGCCAUCCUCAGGUACCGGGGUACGGCAUUCUCUCCAGGACAGUCCUUCCGAGUCCCCUCUUCAAGUUCAUUCUGCCCGCCACCAUACGUCACAAGGAUUUGAACGACAUCGUGCUAGUAGGUGAAGACUCAAUACAGCUCGUCCAGAUCCAUGAUUAUGGUCGCCUUCGCCAUGCCGCGACCAAGUCAGACUUCAGCGGCCGAAUUCUCACAUCGCGAGUGUUCGGCGACGCCCGCGCGGUUCACAUCAGCGGGAGCGUGGGCAUUCCGCUGCCCAAAGCCCAGAAUAUGCACAGAGGCACGCGGUCAACCAACAGAAGCGAGAACCACAUGUUGCCUCCAGAAGUAGCUGUCCUGACACUGUCAUCGCGGACGUUGGUGUUCUUGUGGGCUCAGCACAGCGCAGCGGGCAAACCCGUCUUUCGACAAAAGACUGUCAGGCUCCCCGCUGGAUCAUCGCGUUUCGAUCGUCUUGGUCAAUACCUCGCAACAGAUCCCAAAUGCCGGGCCUUGGCCGUGGCAGCUUACGAAGGACGAUUUAUGCUCUACAAGACCAAAUCUAUGCAAACAUGGCACAAAGAACUGGCAAACGGCGACGAUACAACACCAAUCGAAGACGAACGCAUCAUUGCGAUUGAGGGUCGUGUCAUGCACAUGGAGUUUCUCUCAACAGCGGCUGGCCAGGAUGAUUUCCAUGUAGUCCUUUUGUUCAUCGUUGCGCAUCAGGGGCUAACGAAGAUGACCUGUUUCGACUGGGACUGUAGAUACGAUCUCGAUACUGUGACUGCUCGCACGGAACGGGUCUUGGUCGAUCUGGACGAUCAGAAUCCGUCAUUACUUAUUCCACUUGGUCGAAGCCCCGAUUUUUUGCUGAUCUUCGAGACACAUGUAUGCGUUUACAAAGACGUCUUGUCCGGUGCUCCACAGCGCACAGUCGUUCCUAUACCCGUCCACAUUCUGCGCUCGAUUCGUCCGGGUGACAGCACACAUCGGCCGCGAUGGGUACAGUGGGACAAGACCCCUCGCAAUCCCGACUUUCCCAAGGAAGCAUUCUACAUCGCACGCGAAGACGGCCGCGUCAUGUACAUAGAGCAGGGCCCCGCAGAUGCUCUUGAUAUGGAUGAUGCAGGCGAGUGGCCGUAUCGGAUCGACACAGCAUUUGCCUGCCUCAGCGUCGAUAACUCGGAAUUCUCGCAAUCGUAUCCAGACGUACUCAUGGCAGGGGCCGCAGGGAAUGAUGGACUCCUUUGUAGGGUCGGUUCGUGGCCAACGGAGUACUCUUAUGCAACACAAUACCCAGCCAUGAAUCAAUUCACGUAUGUGGAAUCGAUGCCAAACUGGAGCCCGCUCACAGGGCUCUGUGUGACGGAUUUGCCAGGCAUUCGGAAUCCCUUUGAACGCGAGCGAGCUGCACUGUUUGUAUCCAAUGGAGUUGCCCCGCACGGACAGUUAUCUGAGCUACGACUUGGGCUCCAAGCGGAGAUCGAUGGAUCAUUUAGCGGCAUGAACGGUUGUACUGGUCUUUGGGUGAUGCACCAUGGUAGUCAAACCGUGGAACUCGAUGGGAAAUGUGCAAGACAGCACUAUGCUUUGGUAGUUGUAACACUGCCGCUCGAAACUCUACUUCUACGGCUCGUUCGUACGCAACCAGAAAGUCGUGGGGGUUUUUCUGGUGCCUGGGACGAUGGAGUUUGGAACGAAACUCAAUUGCCAAAUGAAGACGAGCCUGUCGAUGAUGGAAUCAACAGAACUGAAGAGACUAUUUCGGCCUGUAUGUUAGCGGAGGGCUUCUCGGUACAGAUCACUCGCAACGACGCCCAGAUACUCGCUCCUCCCAACCUGGCCUUGAGCGACAAGAUCCAGUUCCACACGCCAAUACUACUCGCUGCUUCGAAGUCCGGUUUCCCCUUCAUUGCAACUACCUUCAGAGAUUAUGGAAACCCCUACCUGGACGUCACGUCAGUACUGGAGGGAGGCACGUUCAGGAGAUCCAGACAAGAAAAGUCACGUCAUCCGUUGAGCGCCGAUCCGACCUGCAUAGAGCUUCUUGAAGUUGGCGGACAACCUCACAUCUUGGUGGGCACGCUCGAUUCGAAAGUGACUCUUUUCCAAGUCAUGCAUGAGUAUGAAGUGUCUAAAAUCUUCGAGUCUUCUCUCGACGAUGUCAACCCUGCUGGACGUUUACGGACACUGUGUGAGAGUGCCGUUCUAUUGACCUCGGGUGCAGACCAUAUCUUAGUCUGCGCUACCCGAGAAGGGCUCCUCCUUAGCCGUAACAUCCACGGAAUCAAAUCUGACCUGCCGAUAACACCACUGGUUGAUCCCCACAUACAAUCCGGAGCACCGACUGCCAAAAAAAGAUCAGGCUGGGACAUCACGAAGAUGGGGUCGACUUCAGCCCAGAUCUACGCAUGCUCUACCGACCAUGCAGCUGCAUUCGUGUCAUGCGGAUCAGACUUUUGCAGAGUUCGCUGCUCCGCAAGUCUGCCUUCAGUCAUGGAUGUUGAGUCCGUAUGGUUUACUAAUCGCGCAAGUCCCGGGUACCUCCAAAGUCCGGUCACUGCGACUUACCAGCUCCCUUACAAGGCAGGAACAGAAAGCACGAUUGAAAGGAACUUGGAUGGCUUUCUUUUCGUCGUUUCUGGUGACCAGAUGCUCUACACGCAGCUUGAUAUUGAUAUCAAACGGAGUAACCACGUUUCACAAUCAUAUUUCGGGGAUGAGGACAAGCCUAAAGUACUGCCACGAAAGCUGAUGACAGGCGGCAAACCUUCACACGCAGCUUACCUGGCAUUGCCGCGAAAAAUGCUCGCAGCGACAGUUGAGGCCAAGGAACUGUGUGCGCCGCCAGACGGGUACCGGGUGAUACACUCAGCACUCAUUUUAUUGAAUGUGCACGACGACAAAUCCCUCGAUGAGGUUGAGAUAAAGAAGGAAGUAGAAGUCGGGCUUGCUGACAGACUAGUCGUGGCGCACUAUGCUCUCAAUCACGCUGAACGUGUCUACUCAAUUGUCGAUUGGCCUUUCGAGGACAACCGAGGCAAGAAAUACAACCUUGUGAUUGUGGGCACUGGAAUUGGAACAGGGCCCGGCAAGGAGACUGGGAGAAGACUCAUUUUCAACCUGGGCCAGCGUGGUUCGAAAUUAUCGUUACAGAAAGAGUCAACGUAUCCUCAUCCCCUCUAUUGUAUUGCCUUGUUUAACAACCGCGCUACUGUGAGCGUUAUUGGUAAGCUCUUAUCAUUUGAUGAGUUUGACGCGCAGCUUGGCAGAUGGAUCAAUCGUGGAUCCAAAGAGCUCCCCUCACCCGGAAUACACGUCACAGUCUCGAAGUCUAUGAUCUUUGUAUCUACGCUACAGCAUUCCCAUCUAUGUUACGAAGUUGUUCGUCAGCCUGAUGAUUCAAGAGUUGACAUUGUACAACUGUUCACCGACAGCCGCGAACGCUCGUGUACCCAUCAUCUUGCACUUCACGCCAACGACCUCCGAAACGAUGCCGCAGUAGGGGAAGAAUCGCUUGUCCUACUCACAGACAAGAAGACUGCGACAAUUUCUGGCCUGUAUCACUCCGGCGAGGUUGCUUUCAAGAAUGCCGCAACAACUUUGUUUGAGGCACGCCUUCCACGAACGGUCGUUCGCCUUCAGCGUGGAGAUAUUCGUCCGGCCUGGCGUCGACCUUCACGCUUCACCAAGCGCUCGGACAGGCUCGAAGGUAUCCUCGUCGACGACAUCAUAGGUGCCUGCUCUGAUGGUACCAUCUACGCCUUUUCCAUCAUGUCUGAGCCUGCACAUGUUAUCUUGCGUCUGCUGCAGAACCUCGUCGAACUGAAGCAAGCUCGCGACCCAGCGAGACAGUUCACUAUCGUCAAACAUCGGAGUGGGGACAUAUUUGAUGUUCUCAUGAACGGUGCUGAUGGAGCGCAAGAUUGCGCGAUCCGUGCUCGAGACGUUGAUCCAAGGCACAGGGAGCGUGAAGUGUCUGCACCUAAGAAUAGCCAUAUCGAUGGUGAUGUACUGCUGAAAUUUUUCAACGAAGGUGGCGAUCUUCGAGAUCUAAUCUCGACACAUGUAGAACCUGAGGUAACGGCAUUGCUGGAAGAGCUUGGGAGAAGUUUACUGUUGCAUAAUGGCUACUACCUGCAGGAUGGACAUGCUAGCGCGGCUAACAUCUUAGUUUGCAUUAAAGAGUGGAUGGACGAGGUACUUAUGCCUUUACUAUAG